AUGGGAGAACCUCUUGUUAUCAGUACGAAUGGUGCAGAACACGCCAACUCCUCUUCGGACUCGUCGGCCCUUGCCAGUCCUGACGACCAGCCUCCUAUAGCGGAACCCCCUGACAUAUCUACAACUUGUCAAAGUGAAAAACCAAAUUGCUACCAUACGCAUUCUGCCCAGCACGUCGCUGAUCAGCUCGCCACCGACCAAGACCAUGGACUAAGCGACGAAGAGGCGGCCGCCCGGUUAGCCCGGGACGGUCCCAAUGCUAUUAAAGGAGCCAAAGGUGUCUCUAUCGGGGAGAUCUUUUUGCGGCAAGUCGCUAAUUCUCUCACCGCUGUCCUCAUUGCUGUCGCUGCAAUAUCCUAUUCUAUUGGCGAUUAUGUCGAGGGCAGCGUCGUCGUUGCUGUAAUUGUGCUCAAUAUUGUGGUUGGGUUAAUCCAAGACUACCGUGCAGAGCAGACUAUUCAAUCUUUGUACGCGCUGUCUACACCCAAAUGCAAAGUCAUUCGAGAUGGCCACAGUGAUACUGUUAAAGCCGAAACACUCGUCAAAGGCGACCUGGUAUCUCUUGCAACUGGCGAUGUAGUACCCGCAGACUUACGCCUGGUCCAGGGCAUCAACCUGUCCACUGACGAGGCACACCUGACCGGCGAGUCUGUUACCAUCAGCAAGAAACCUGACGCUGUGUUCACGGAUCCUGAUAUGCCGGUUGGUGAUCGUAUCAAUCUGGCAUUCAGCGGCAGCUCUGUCACACGUGGUCGCGCUACCGGUAUUGUCAUUUCAACGGGAAUGAACACAGAGGUUGGCCAGAUUGCCGAGCUUCUGCGCAAGAAAAAGAAGGAGGCGAAAGGUGGUAAUUCUGUGACCAAGGCUCUCUACUCGUUCUACCAAACUUGUCGUAGUAUCUUAGGCCUCGAAGGAACUCCUCUGCAAGUGACUCUUAGCAAGUUUGCCCUGCUUCUGUUUGGUCUAGCCAUCCUUCUUGCCGUCAUUGUCUUCUCGGUCAAUCUUUGGCACAUUGACGACGAUGUUCUUCUCUAUGGCAUCUGCGUUGGUGUUGCUGUUAUUCCCGAAUCUCUUCUCGCUGUGCUGACAGUGACAAUGGCGGUUGCAACAAAAGCAAUGGUCAAAGGUCACGUCAUUGUGCGUCAAAUGCCGUCCCUUGAAGCAGUAGGCGGAGUGACCAACAUCUGCUCUGACAAGACUGGAACCCUUACCCAAGGCCGCAUGAUCACUCGCAAGGUUUGGCUACGCGACGGUCUCACAGGCAUCGUGGAUGGCACAUCAGACCCUUACGACCCAAGCAGCGGAACCGUAUCUUGGUCAGGUUCCCUUGUCGGAACAUGCAUCAACUCGUUUCUCAACACUCUAGUUCUCUGCAAUAAUGCCACAGUUUCAGAUGGUAAAAAGGAGCCAGAAACCGACUCUAGCAGUGUCACGACAGCUUUUGAGCCAGCAGACUGGAAAGCUAUGGGCGAGCCCACUGAAAUUGCGCUCAAAGUGUUUGCCAUGAGGUUUGGAAAGACGACUGGAAGCGACCUUUUGACUGCAGAGCAUCCGUUUGACUCAUCUUGCAAGCUCAUGAGUGUUGUUUACGGCAACGGCCUCGAGAGGCAACGCCACGUUUACACCAAAGGCGCCUUCGAAGUUCUCUUACCGCUUUUGGCCGAGGACGAUGAAAUGAAAAGGACCAUCCGUGCAAAAGCCGAAGAGCUGGCAGGCGAGGGCCUGCGUGUCCUGUGUAUUGCAGACAAGCUCAUGGAAGGGGAGCUCGGAGACUUUCAGGAUCGGUCCAAGGUCGAAUGCAACCUACGCUUCCUAGGACUCGCGGGCCUUUAUGAUCCGCCCAGAGCCGAGACUGCGGGAGCUGUGAAGAAGUGUCGAGAAGCUGGAGUCACUGUUCAUAUGGUCACAGGAGACCAUAUCAAGACUGCCACGGCCAUUGCCUACGAGGUCGGCAUUCUGUCCAAAGACGCUUCGCUAGCAACAACUACAGUCAUGUCUGCCGCAGAAUUCGGCAACAUGACUAAUGACCAAAUUGACGCACUGGAGUCUCUGCCUUUGGUUAUUGCUAGGUGCAGCCCUCUCACCAAGGUUAGAGUUAUACAAGCCCUUCACCGUCGAAAAGCCUUUUGCAUCAUGACUGGUGAUGGUGUCAAUGACUCGCCAGCUUUAAAGCAGGCAGAUGUUGGCAUUGCGAUGGGUGACCGUGGAAGUGACGUUGCCAAAGAGGCAUCUGAUAUGGUUCUCACGGAUGAUAACUUUGCUUCUAUUGUCACUGGUAUCAAGGAAGGCAGAAGAUUGUCUGACAAUAUCCAAAAGUUCUUGCUGCAUUUGCUUACUUCAAACCUGGCCCAAGUUAUUUUGCUCCUCAUUGGACUGGCUUUUGAAGAUGAUGAGGGUGUCCCUGUAUUUCCUUUAUCACCCCUGGAGAUUCUGUGGGCAAAUCUUGUAACGUCCUCCCCCUUGGCUCUUGGUCUGGGUCUCGAAGAAGCUCAGCCGGAUAUUCUCCAGCGGCCGCCUAGAAGUCUUCGGUCCGGGGUAUUCACGCUCGAUCUUGUUCGUGACCAGCUCAUGUACGGUACUUUUAUGGGCUCCUUGUGUCUGGCUGCAUUUAUGUUGGUAGCCUACGCGGCUUCUGGCAAGGGAUUUCAUGACUUGGCCCAUGGCUGCAAUGACGGGACCGCUGAAGUGUGUCUCCCCAUUUUUCGCGCCAGAGCAGCUACCUUUGCCACUUUGAGUUUCUUGCUUCUUGUCACGGCAUGGGAGGUGAAGCAUUUUCAUCGCAGUUUGUUCAACAUGGACCAGCGAUGGUCUGGUCCGUACUCAGUGUUCAAAACCGUUUAUCACAAUACUUUUUUGUUUUGGUCGGUGGUGGCUGGGUUUCUUGCUACCUUUCCGGUUAUCUACAUUCCUUCCCUCAACACCAGGGUCUUCAAGCAUACUGGCCUCACAUGGGAAUGGGGCGUGGUGGCGGGAUGUGUCGCGGCGUAUAUUGUGCUCGUGGAAUCAUGGAAGGCUAUCAAACGGCGGUUUAACCUCGGGAUUGACAAGCAUCCGGGACUGCAGGGAGUGGUUUAG
Pochonia chlamydosporia 170 is the source of this 3075-nucleotide messenger RNA. Its product is annotated as calcium-transporting ATPase 3. Gene Ontology annotation, cellular component: plasma membrane. Gene Ontology annotation, biological process: intracellular calcium ion homeostasis; calcium ion transmembrane transport. The transcript has 3 exons. Bases 1 to 3075 code for a protein of 1024 amino acids. Gene Ontology annotation, molecular function: ATP hydrolysis activity; P-type calcium transporter activity; ATP binding. Lineage: Eukaryota; Fungi; Ascomycota; Sordariomycetes; Hypocreales; Clavicipitaceae. The record is from RefSeq and is a predicted model, not a curated record.